Molecule: messenger RNA, 1052 nt
Organism: Umbelopsis ramanniana AG
Lineage: Eukaryota; Fungi; Mucoromycota; Umbelopsidomycetes; Umbelopsidales; Umbelopsidaceae
Exons: 5
Coding region: 1-774 (257 amino acids)
Biological process (GO): maturation of SSU-rRNA from tricistronic rRNA transcript (SSU-rRNA, 5.8S rRNA, LSU-rRNA)
Cellular component (GO): nucleolus; preribosome, small subunit precursor
Source: RefSeq, a predicted model, not a curated record
AUGGCACCAGCAUCAAACAACCUGAAGCGCAAGAAUCGCGAGGCCGACAACGAGAUUCCUACGGGAAAUGCCGCCAUUAAGAAGAAGAUAAGAGAUACAGAAAGAGCCCUUCGACGUCCAACCUUAACAGCCAAGGUUAGGCUGGAGCUUGAAAGAAAAUUGAAAGCUUUAAAUUUUCAUUCUUCGGAAAAACUUAUUGAUGACUUUGAACGAACGAAUGCGAAGAAGUAUCACAUGGUGAAGCAUUUUGAGAGGACCAAAGUCAACAGAAAGAUUAAGAAGGCUGAAAAGGAGCUGAAGGAAGCCAAAUCCGACGAAGAGAAGAAAAGUGCACAAAAAUUAUUGGAUGAAUUAAACAUCGAUCUCAACUACAUCAAUCAUUUCCCAAACACCGAACGUUAUAUUUCACUCUAUCCUUCCAGCGACUCUAACGAAGCAAGUAGUGCAGAGGCACGCAAGGAAAUCCGAGAUCGCAUAGGUGAAGCUACGAAGGAUGGUGAAUUUGAUGAAGAUACUGUUCGGAAACAUUACCGUAACAAAUACCGUGACCAUCUGGUUAAAUCUGGCAAGAUAUCUGCCAUUGAAGCCUCUGCGGACGAUAUUGCUGCCCUGAGCGGUCGAAAGGAAGAGGAGGAUCAAGUUAAGCCAAACAAGAAAUCUAAAACUGCCAAAGCAUCCAAAGAAAAAGCUGGUAAACCAAGUGUUGUGGAGAAAGCAGAUGUGGAACAGGAUGACUUUUUUAUGGCCGACGGUGACAGCGAUGACGAAGAGUAGUAUUUUUGAAAUUGCUCCGUAUUCCAUUCACCUCUCAUUUUCUUUGCAACUACCACUGUAGCACUGCAUCAGGGCCGUGCUAUGUGAGAUGGCCUACUUACUGUACAGAUAUUGCCCCCCUUUGUUUUUCAUUUGAUCAAAUAGAAGUUUUACAUAUUCCAGUCAAACAUUUUUGCCUAUAGCAUACACAAGCUUUAAGUGAUCACUCAAUAUUCCAUGUGCAAUUUGAAAUAAUAUGACUUUUUUUUUUGUUUUGGUCACUUUCUAAACAUGAUUGU